Styela clava is the source of this 1050-nucleotide messenger RNA. Its product is annotated as protein-L-isoaspartate(D-aspartate) O-methyltransferase-like. NCBI's taxonomy places the organism in Eukaryota, Metazoa, Chordata, Ascidiacea, Stolidobranchia, Styelidae. Gene Ontology annotation, biological process: protein modification process. Gene Ontology annotation, molecular function: protein-L-isoaspartate (D-aspartate) O-methyltransferase activity. Gene Ontology annotation, cellular component: cytoplasm. The record is from RefSeq and is a predicted model, not a curated record.
AAUUCAUUUUGUUAUUGAAAUGCAGCUGCGCGGAGCAAAGCUUGUAAACCAUCUUGCAUGGGUGUAUGCCUUUUGGGCAUUUUUUCUUGUGUCUUGCUGUUUAUCUGAUAUGGCGUGGCGUUCGCACGGAAGAAAUAAUGUAGAAUUAGUGAAUAAUCUUAGAAAAAACAACAUCAUAAAAUCUGAUGCUGUAUUCGAGGCCAUGAAGGCGACCGAUCGUAAGCAUUAUUGUCAGCAGCAAUCUUACGUUGAUUCUCCUCAAGGAAUUGGAUAUCAGGCGACUAUCAGUGCACCCCACAUGCACGCUUAUGCGUUGGAGGUCCUGCAUUCUCAGCUAACUAGUUCUAAUAAUGCAAGUGCGCUAGAUGUUGGUUCAGGAACUGGAUAUCUAACUGCUUGCAUGUCACGAAUGAUGGAUGAAAAUGGUGUGGCUGUUGGAAUCGAACAUAUUCCCGAACUUGUAAAUAUAUCAGUUGAAAACGUUAAAAAAGAUGAUGAAACAUUGCUCACUUCUGGGCGGGUAAUUUUAAAAAAGGGAGAUGGUAGAUUGGGAUAUGACCCAGAUAAUAAAAAAUAUGAACUUUAUGAUGCGAUUCAUGUGGGUGCUGCAGCUGCGCAAGUACCGCAAGCAUUGCUUGAUCAACUCAAACCGGGAGGGAGAUUGAUUUUGCCUGUUGGACCUGCUGGCGAGACUCAAGUUUUCCAACAGUGGGACAAAAAUGCUGACAAAUCUGUUACGCAUAAGAACUUAAUGAGUGUUGUAUAUAUACCCUUAACUGACAAAAACAAACAGUGGCCUGGUGGUCGCUGGUAAGACUAUAAACAUCCUUAACAGUGUUUGUGGAAAUCGUUGGGAAAUAAUGGACCGCACCCCCAGAAUCAACGCUUUGUCAUUUGUAUUAUGAAAGUGUUCCCUGCCCAAUUUUAUUUGAGUGAAUCACUUUUUCAACUGCCUUGUUAUCUCAUCUUAUACCAAAUCGUUUCUAUUUGCAAUUUGCGAGCAAUGUAUAUUGUAUUUUGAUUUAAUUAAAAAUUCAAAUAUGUUGUAAA